AUGGUCUCCGAAGUUGUUCAGGAGAAGCGUUUCCAAGCGAGGGCUUUUGCAUUAUUACCAAUUGCUACUCGAAUGGCUAUAAUCAUCAGCCCACUAGUGGCAGGUUGGACUGUUCAGCUUGAGACAACGGGCCAAGACGACAGUUUUGUGAGGAAACACCCAUAUGCACUGCCUGCCUUAUUGAACGCCGGCUUCUUGCUUCUUCUCCUACUUGCUACAUUCCUGUUUCUUGAAGAGACAUCAAAAUCUGUAAGAGGUCGAUUUGACCCUGGAAUCGCCUUCUCCAAGAAGUUGCUGUCUUUAUUCCGCUUGGUUCCAUUCAGAAAAGCAGAUGACGCUCAGUACUCACGCAUCAACUCAGAAGAAGAGGAUGGAGAAGAGAUGGGUUUCUUGAAGGAGACCGAUGGGAAUGAUCACUCUGGCGCUUCCACACCUCCUGCGGUGACCGUUACACCAAGUGAAAAGAACUUGAAGCUCCCUACACGCCGCAUUUUCACCACUAACAUGCUCCUGGUUCUAUUGGCAACUCUUCUCUAUGAACUCCAUCUUAACAGCGUCAGCAUUGCCAUGGCCAAUAUGUUAGUCGAUCCAGUUUCCACCAAAGAAGCCGAAUUAUCAAGGGUUCUGCCAUUCCGCUUCGGGGGCGGCGCCGGAUUCAGGCCGAAGUCUCUUGCCUGGUACUCAACUGUGUUCGGGAUUGUCGGUAUUCCCAUGCAGAUUUUUGUUUACCCUUGGCUUAAUCAGCGCCUAGGCUGUUUGAGACUCUGGCAACUAUUCUACCUCGGAUUCCCCUUGCUUUAUUUUGCAUACCCAUAUGUUGCUAUCAUUCCAUCUUCUACACCGCCUCCAUCCGAAAAGACUGGUGUGGCUGUAUGGGCGUUUUUGGUGGUGAUUCAAACUUCAACAUCUCUCAUAACGAGUGUUGUGACGCCCUCACAGCUGCUACUGGCGAAUUUCUCCUCGCCUCAUCCAUCGGCACUGGGAAGAACUCAUAGUAUCACGUUCUUCACGUCGAUGGCGGUUCGAGCUGCCAGUUCAGCCAUGGCUGGAAAUAUGUACGCUUUUGGGUCGACACACAACUUGACUGGGGUCAUAUUUUGGUUUAGUAGCGCUGUGUCGCUUAUAGCUAUCAUUGUCACCCGGUUUGUGAGAGAAGGAAAUGGCCAUGAAAUCAAGCUCCCGGGAGAGAACUAA
Colletotrichum scovillei is the source of this 1194-nucleotide messenger RNA. Its product is annotated as major facilitator superfamily transporter. The transcript is spliced from 4 exons. The record is from RefSeq and is a predicted model, not a curated record. Bases 1 to 1194 code for a protein of 397 amino acids. NCBI's taxonomy places the organism in Eukaryota, Fungi, Ascomycota, Sordariomycetes, Glomerellales, Glomerellaceae.